UCUGAUGAAUUAUUGGAAAAUGCAUUGCUGCCUUUCACUCUUUUUCGCCGCACACGGUCAUCCACCGUCAUAGAGCGCCGCUGCGUUUCUGUGAUUGAACGGCUGAAAAAGUAAUUCAGGAAUUUAGAACGUCAGGACUACAAACAUUAGGGCUUUAUUUCUGGCGGCUACAGUCAGUCUGUGUUUUCUGGAGAAAUAGCACUCGAAAUGACUUCUUCGCCGUACCUCAAACUGUGCAUCUAAUUGGCUUAUGAAUUCCAGCGGGGAUUGGGGCUCGGUUAUUUGUUUAACAUGUCAGACAGUGAAUUAAUGUAAACAUAGAAUGACAUGCCCUCUAUAAAACAAUGCAUACUACAUAGACACAUUAAAAAAAAAAAAUCUGUAGCCUAAAAUGUUGAAGUAACACAACGUGCCCAUGUUCAGUAAAGGAGGACUGCAGUUUAGUUUACUCAGUAGUUUUCUACAUUACCAACAAAUACUUGUCCAACCUCAAUGCGCAAUUCAAAAAGACCACGUCAAGAUGCUUUUCAUCUCCUCUUGGGUGAUAUUAACCGCGCUAAAGUGAGAUUUCGCGUGAAUAUGACCGGCAUGCCACCUGGUGGUUCGUCAUUGACACAUUAACCAAUCACAGUAAUGCAUUGGGAGAGGAGCUUCCUCUCGCGCGCACCGGGAGAUUCCAUCAGUCUGGUAAUUAGUGCUCGGUAGCGGAACGGGGGUUCUGACCGACCCAAUAACCUGACCGACCAUAGAGCAGCACAAGGACAAACCAGUCCAUUGCUGCAUAAUUCAUACAAAAUCUGUUACUGUAACCAGCUUGGAGGGACAGUUUGCGCAUGGACUGGAACUGGCGAACGCGAGAAAACUGCUUUGACAGUACAUUUCCCCUUUGUAGAAUCUUCGCUCUUGGAUAAGUCGACUCCAACACUUUCUACGGGCUCCCAAGGCAUCAUGACUCAUUGCGAGGACCUGUUCUCACAGUUACAGCAUGCAGACACAGACCUGUGCUCUGCUAAGAGGUGACUUUGAUACUCUCCACCUCCCUGCACCUGAUGAAUAUGCAAGGAUCUCAUGAUGAAUGCAAACAGCACAGAACCUGGCUCAUACCUUGCUCCAAGCAUAGACGAAGCAGCCAUUUACUCUGAGAUCACCUCCUGGACAGAGGUUCCGGGUAGAGAUGACAACAUCUCCUCCCCACUCCUGCACUCAUUUUCCAACCUGACUGCCCUGUUUUUGGCUAAUGGAAGUAGCAGUAAGGCGCCAGACCAACAGUAUGAGCCUCUUGGGGGUCAUACCAUCUGGCAGGUCAUUCUCAUCGUGUUCUUCACCGGCCUACUCUCCCUAAUGACCAUCAUUGGGAACAUCCUCGUCCUUGUGUCCUUUAAGGUCAACCGACAGCUCAAGACUGUGAACAACUACUUCCUGCUCAGUCUGGCUUUUGCAGACCUCAUCAUUGGUGUGAUCUCGAUGAACCUAUACACCACCUACAUAGUCAUGGGCCACUGGGCAAUGGGGCCAUGGGCGUGUGACUUGUGGCUAGCCAUCGACUACGUGGCCAGCAAUGCAUCGGUGAUGAACCUACUGGUCAUAAGUUUUGACCGCUACUUUUCCAUCACUAGGCCACUGACCUACCGCGCCAAGAGAACCACCAAACGAGCAGCGGUCAUGAUUGCUCUGGCAUGGUUAGUGUCCCUGGUGCUCUGGGCCCCGGCCAUACUGUUCUGGCAGUACUUUGUCGGGGAACGGACAGUUCCAUCAGAUAAGUGCUACAUACAGUUCUUGACAGAGCCGAUUAUAACCUUCUGCACUGCCGUGGCAGCUUUCUACCUGCCAGUGACGAUCAUGAGCAUCCUGUACUGGAGGAUUUAUAAGGAGACAGAGAAUCGAUCCAGGGAGCUGGCCAUACUCCAGGGUUCAAGCGCGAGGUUUGGCACCGAGAGGCCGCACUUCCACCUCCACCCCACUGGGGGGAGCUCCAGGAGCUGCAGCAGCUUUGAGCUGGCCCGGCCCGUGCCGAGACACAGCUCCAUGCUGGGCCUCUCGGGGCGCUUCCACUGCUGGUCGUGGAGGCCCGGCCGCGGGCCCAGAGGGCGAGGCCACGGCGAGGGAGAACAGGACCACAGCAGCAGUGACAGCUGGAACAACAACGACGCCGGGAUCUCGGCCGACCAUUCGGGCUCGUCGGACGAGGACGACAGCAGCGUGCCCACCACACGCGCCAUCUUCUCCAUCGUGCUGAACCUGCCGGGCAUGAGGGCUGCCGUCAACUCUCAGGUGACCUCCUGCGAGGACCUCGAUGCCGCGUCUGAAGAAGAUCCGCUUCGGAUUGGGGAGGAGGAGGCCGAAGAGACGGAUAGUGUCUCUCCGACAGUCAACAACGGCAGCGGCAGGGACAGCUACCACCAGCGCUUCACCUCCAAGAUUCCGAAAGUCCAGUCUAUGCCUGCCAUACAGUCUUCAUCCGCGAAAUCAGAACCCACGGCCAACACCAGGGCCACCAAAUCACCCUCCGUGCCCAUCUCGUUCAAAGAAGCGGCUCUCGCACGGCGCUUUGCGGUGCGAGCGCGAAGCCAGAUCACCAAGCGCAAGCGCAUGUCUCUGGUGAAGGAGAAGAAAGCCGCUCAAACCCUGAGCGCCAUCUUGUUUGCAUUCAUCGUCACAUGGACUCCCUACAACAUCAUGGUAUUGGUCAACACCUUCUGCCAAGACUGCAUUCCACAGUCCCUGUGGGAUAUAGGCUACUGGCUGUGCUACGUCAACAGCACAGUGAACCCCAUGUGCUACGCCCUCUGCAACAAGACCUUCCGCACCACCUUUAAAAUGAUCCUGAUGUGUCGCUUGGACAAGAGAAGGCGUGAAGGGAAACAGCCACUGCAGCAGAAACAGACGGUCAGAUUCCACAGAAGGUUACCCAGGGACUCCACAUAGACUUGUGAAUGCUGAACAUACAUACAACAGCUGCUCUGUAGGAUUAAUCUGAAUGUGGAUUAACAUACUGUAUAUUUGCUAGUUCAGGGCUGUGGCCUUUAUGGAUGAACAGAACAAAUGUUUUUGGAGCCUGUGACCUGUUCUCCUUUGUCGUGCAAAUUUGAGGCCAGAAAUGACUGUUGCUAAACGGAAAUACCAAGAGAACACGAAAGGGCUUUUGACACUGUAGAGGAAAAUCUGCUUGCUGUCUCUACCUGAAAGGAUUACCAGAUUUCAAUUUGGUGGGGAUUAUUCCCCCCCCCCCCAUCAAAUUUUCAGCCAAGUCUUACGAAAGUGUUACUUUUUAUGUCAAGCUCCUAAAAUAUUGGUUUGAGUAGAAGUAGGUUUACUGCUCCGAGAGCUGGACAUUAAUACCACUGAACAUAACAAGUCACAAACUCUUUUUCGGCUCAUGUUAAAAUGGCUAGAUGAAGCCAUGACACUUUCCCAUGAGUUUCAAGUGUUUUAAGGAAAAACUGCAAGGAACUGUGUGAAUUGUCACUACCAGUCUUUUCUGUGGACCGAUUGAAAAAAUACUUCAAAAUGUAAUGGGUAAAUAUAAUGUGUUUUGUGCAUCUCAAGCCAUGUUAGAGCAGUUUACGGUUUUCUGUUGGUUUGGAUAAAUCUUUGAAUUUUGACAGUACUCUGUACAAGCUGCUCCUGUGUUCUGUGUGUUUUGCUGUUUACAUGGUUUGAGGCAAAUACAUUUAGUAUUUCAGUAAUUGUUUAUGUAUCAGAAAAUUGUGUGGAUAUUGCUGGUAUUUGUACAUUUUGGGUGAUCUGUAUUUGAUAAAUGGGAUAGAUUAUACAUUGACUAUGAAGUGUACUCCCUUGUUUGGGAACUAAGUGUUUUUGAACAUAAUAAUGAUGAUGAUUAUUGGGCACAUUCAAUCAAAUUCAUGCCAACUAUUACUUUCUAACAAUGGUACUGGUAGCUAGCUGCCAUGACAGAAUCCCACCAUAUUUUAAAUUAUGAAGAUAUUGUUUUUAGGUUAUGUUUUAAUUUAUUUGACCAUAAAGCACAUCUUACAACUCCCAAAUUAUGAAUUUUGAGCUGAAACUUGUAGGAGGUAUUGUAUUAAAGAUCUUGGUAGCCUGAUAUCGUCAUUCAUAACUCUAAUGAUUGUUCUAAGAAACUCCCAUCACAAAUAUUUUCUGAAAUGUACAUUAUUUUGACAUGGUUCAGUGAAUUGAUAGUGUAUGGCUCCCACAUUAACCCAGGAUUACAGUUCUUCAUUGUCUUACAUAUUUGAUUUUAAAUGCAUCUAUAUAUCAUUCCAAACUGAUACCCAUCCAAGUAGAAUGAAUUGAGUUUGGUUGGAUUAACCAAGGAAUCUGUAAUCUCUCUAGCCAACUCACCCAUGUUUCUGAAGAGCAACAGUGCCCUCUGCUGCACAGAAAUGUCCCUGCAAUUCAGUACGUGUUUUUUAUGGUUUCUCAAAUUAGGACGACACACAGUGGCAGGAGAAGAAGACUUAGGGACUGAAGUAGUCCAUGCCUUAUCGACAAGUCAGUAUAAGACAAUUGAUUCAGCCUUACUUAGUGAUAGAGUGAAUGCCUUAGACUCUGAGUCAACAGCUCUAGUGAAUGUCAAUUUCAGUGUACAGAUGAGGCUGUGAAUCCAUACCAAAGUGUUACAUUUAGUCAUUUUAGCAGACGCUUUUAUCCAAAGCGACUUACAUAUGUGCGACUUACAAUGUAUACACAUUUUACAUUUACACUGAUGGCACACUGCACAUCAGGAGCAAUUAGGGGUUCAGUGUCUUGCUCAAGGACGCUUCGACAGGGAAUCGAACUAGCAACCUUCUGAUUACUAAACAACUUCAGUAUGAGUACACGUGUUUGCCCUGAUGACUGUAUUACUUGAUUCAGCCACUGGUUUCUACUUAAUUGGUUAAAAAUGUAGAUGUUUCAUCCUGUUUCCCUCUUGGCUCAAGUAAAUAUAAACAUUUCUGACAACAGAGAAAGACCAGAGACUAAUCCAACAUUUGUUAAAACAUGGAAUAUAACUGGUUAAUGUUGUUGGUGUGGUCCAAUUCAUGUUUAUUAUGGGACUGAUGUGCAUUUAUUAACAAGUAUUUCUGAAUGUUUACAGAAUAUCAUUUUGUGACAGUUUGUGAAGUGUAUGUAUUGAAAUGCAGCUCCGAUGCCAAGCAUUCCUAUCCAGCAGUCUUUCCUUUUUGAAAAUAAAUGUCACAUUUUUAA
Messenger RNA from Clupea harengus (Atlantic herring), 5169 nucleotides. It is a transcript of the gene chrm3a, whose product is annotated as cholinergic receptor, muscarinic 3a. Gene Ontology annotation, molecular function: G protein-coupled acetylcholine receptor activity; G protein-coupled serotonin receptor activity. The record is from RefSeq and is a predicted model, not a curated record. Gene Ontology annotation, cellular component: synapse; plasma membrane; dendrite. Gene Ontology annotation, biological process: adenylate cyclase-inhibiting G protein-coupled acetylcholine receptor signaling pathway; chemical synaptic transmission; G protein-coupled receptor signaling pathway, coupled to cyclic nucleotide second messenger. Lineage: Eukaryota; Metazoa; Chordata; Actinopteri; Clupeiformes; Clupeidae.